This is a messenger RNA of Saprolegnia diclina VS20, 6398 nucleotides long. RefSeq lists its product as hypothetical. Gene Ontology annotation, molecular function: ATPase-coupled intramembrane lipid carrier activity; ATP binding; magnesium ion binding. Bases 36 to 6326 code for a protein of 2096 amino acids. The transcript has 12 exons. The record is from RefSeq and is a predicted model, not a curated record. Gene Ontology annotation, biological process: phospholipid translocation; intracellular signal transduction; cyclic nucleotide biosynthetic process. NCBI's taxonomy places the organism in Eukaryota, Oomycota, Saprolegniomycetes, Saprolegniales, Saprolegniaceae. Gene Ontology annotation, cellular component: plasma membrane.
GUUUCAAGAGAUCUCAACGCAACUCGAACGACGAGAUGGCUCGCGUCGCGCCGCUCACGCUGGCCAAGCUCCGCGGCCCGCGUCUGUGGGCGCGCGAGGUGACGCUCUUCGAGCGCGCCCCGGGGUAUGGCAGCAAUGGCGUGCGCACGUCCAAGUACACGCUGGCCUCGUUCGUGCCCCGGAGCCUCCUCGAGCAGUUCCGUCGCGUGGCCAACUUCUACUUUUUGAUCAUUUCGCUCCUGCAGCUCACGACGCGCUUGUCGCCGACCAACAAGUACUCGACGAUCGGACCGCUCCUGCUCGUGCUGGUGGCGACCAUGGCCAAAGAGGCCGUCGAAGACAAGGCGCGCCACGACGCCGACGCCAAGGUCAACCGCACGCGCACCAUGGCGCUGCGCAACGGCGCCUUCGCCUCAAUCGCAUGGCAGGACGUAGUUGUUGGCGACGUCUUGCGUGUCUCAGAGCACGAGUGGGUGCCCGCGGACGCCGUGCUCUUGCUCACGUCCGAGCCAGAGCAGAUCGCCCACGUCGGGACGGCCAACCUCGACGGCGAGACGAGCCUCAAGGUCAAGACGUGUCCGUCGUACGGCGACAUUGUCCUCGAGCGGACUGAGCACCUGCGCUCGGUCGCAGGCGUUGUUCGCACCGAGGCGCCCCACGAGUCCCUCUACACGUUCGAGGGCGAGAUUGCUAUGACGGACAAGGCGUCACCAAGCAGCGCGGCCACCACGAGCUUGCACAUGGACAACGUCGUGCUCCGGGGCACCAAGCUCGUCAACACUGAGUGGGUCAUCUGCGUCGUCGUGUACACUGGGCGCGACACGAAGCUGCUCUUGAGCACGAAAGCGGCGCCGUCCAAGUUUUCCCGCGUCGACGCGAUCGCCAACCGGUGCAUCCUCCUCAUGUUCCUCCUGCUUGUGCUCGCCGUGACGCUGAGCGCGGCCGGGACUGUCUACUACGAGGCCGCGUUGCACCAGCACACGUACCUCCAGGGUUCGUCGCCAACGUCAUUUGUGACCGCCUGGGUGACCUACCUCAUCUUGUACAACAACCUCGUUCCGAUUUCGCUCUAUAUUAGCUUGGAAGUGGUCAAGUGGCACCAAGCGCGGCGCAUGGAGCGAGACCCCAACCUGACGAUCGACGGAGUCCCGACGCAUGUGCGGACAACCAACCUCAACGAGGACGUCGGGCAAGUGAGCUACGUCUUCAGCGACAAGACGGGCACGCUCACCAAGAACGAGAUGGCCUUUCGCAUCUGCAGCAUCCACGGCGCCAUCUACGACGACGCGUCGACACCAGUACCCCGCCGACAGAAGCCGAAUUCGAUCGCCGCCAACUGGGUGCACCAGACCCACGACGACCUGCUGGAGCGAGGCAGUGCGCUCGAGCCCGUCCAAGACUUUUUCCGGUGUCUCCUGCUCUGCCACACGGCGAGUGCGGCGCAAAGUGUGAUGCGGUCGACGUCACCGGAUGAAGUCGCACUCCUGAACGCGUGCCCGCGCUUCAACUGCGCCUUUGAAGGUCGGAGUCACAACACUCUGCGCAUCCGCAUCUUUGGCAAACGCGAAGAGUAUUCGCUGCUGAGUCUCCACGAAUUCGACUCGGACCGCAAGUGCAUGUCGGUCGUCGUCCAGCGCAACAAGCUUUUUGACGACCAGGACCAACUGUUGACACCAUGCAGCAAGAAGAGUUUGGCGCCGAUCGUGGUGUACGUCAAGGGCGCCGACGCCAGCAUGCUCCCAUCGUCCCAUGACUCGCUCCUGAGUCUGCACGUUCACUACUUUGCCUGCAUGGGCCUUCGAACUCUCGUGUUUGGCCAAAAGAUUCUGACGCCCUCGGCGUUCACUGCCUACAAGUUUAACAAAGCCAAGGACGAAGCCAGCGCGCUGCGGCACCUCGAGGCCAACGUCGACCUCCUUGGCGCGACCGGCAUCGAAGACCGACUGCAAGACGGCGUCAAGGCCUGUGUCCGCAAGCUCGCGGACGCCGGCAUCCACCUCUGGAUGCUCACGGGGGACAAGGACGAGACGGCUGUCGCGAUCGGCCACGCGUGCGGGCUCAUUCCACCGAGCGCACGGCUGCUUGUGCUCGACAAGCGCACGAAACAAGACUGCCUUGACCAGAUCACGCACAUGCGCUACGUCCUCAAGAAGGACGGGCUCUGGGCCCCGCACAAGCCCAACGCCCAGCUCUCGCUCGUCCUCAACGGCGUCGCGCUCGACACCCUAGCUUCAUAUACAGACGGCCCAACGGCCUUGAUGGACCUCGUGAGCCAGUGCGGCAGCGUCAUCGCGUGCCGCUUGUCGCCGUCGCAGAAGGCCGAGAUUGUCGCCAUGGUCAAGGCCAGCCCCAAGGCGCCCGUGACGCUUGCGAUCGGCGACGGCGGGAACGACGUGACUAUGAUCCAGGAAGCGCACAUCGGCGUCGGCAUCGCGGGCCACGAAGGUCGCAUGCAAGCGGUGCGGGCCGCCGACAUUGGCGUCGGUCAGUUCCGGUGCCUCUCGCACCUCAUUCUGCUCCACGGUCGAUGGAACUACCUUCGCGUUACGAAUCUCAUCACGUUCACGUUCUACAAGAACGCUGUGCUCAUCGGCAGCCUCCUCUGGUUCUCCUGUUCCUGCGGCUGGUCGGGCCAAACCCUCUACGACUCGUACCUCAUGGUCGGCUGGAACGUCGCGUACACGCUUCUGCCGCUCCUCGUGCUCGGGAUUUUCGACCAAGACCUCCAGGCGUGGAUCGUGUGGCAAGCGCCGCGUAUUCUACAAUGCCUCCCGCCCUUUGGCGUCAAGCAGAUCUUAUGCACGCUACUCAACGCACUCUACCACGCGACGCUGCUCGUGCUACUCACCAUGCCGUCGGUACUGGGGACCUCGCUCGACACGGGCGGCCUCUUCCUCCUCGGCACGCGCUUCUACGGCAUUCUCAUUGUGACUGUGACGCUCAAGGGCCUCUCGCUCAUGCACCCAAUGUACCGCUUCACGCGCUGGCAUAUAGCAGCACUGGUCGUGGGCGUCCUCGCCUACGUGGCCUUUGUCCAGGUGUACGCCCGCCUCUACCGCGUCUGGCCCAACGACGUCUUUGCCGACUUGUAUGGGCUCGCGAGUCCAGCGCGCGACGAGCAACCACUCUUGCGCCUGCUCUUGUACCCUGUGCUCACACUGCUCUUGGACGCGACGGCGCGCGUGUUCCAGGUGUUGGUGGCGCCGACCAACGCCGACAUCCUCGCCGAGCUCGAGGUCGCACCCCGUGGGCGGCGGAUGCCGGGCACGGUCGCGUCCGACCGCUGGCGCACGCAGGACACGACGGGCUUUAUGCUCCAGCGCUGCGAGACCUUUCGAAAGCUUGAGCUCUCGCCGCUCGACAAGGUGCUGCAGCAGCUCGCGCGCCUCCAGCGGGAGGCGUCGAUCGCCAACGGUCGGUCCGACCCGAUGCUGCAAAAGGAGUCGGACUUGCAGCAAGGGUACGACCCGGCGACGAUCCCGAUGCACCCGCUCACCAUGGUGUUCUUCAAGCACCCGGACCUCGAGGCUGAGUACCACCGCGGGUUCGUCGCCCGCGAGCGCAGCCGCCUGCGCGUCGUGCUUCUCUGGGUCGUCGGCCUCCUCGUGCCGUACGCCGUCCUCGAGUACUAUAGCAGCAGCGGGUCGCCGUCGCGGCUCGGGCUGCGCCUGGCUUUGCUCGUCGCAGCGCUCUUGUUUGUGGUCUACACGCGCUGUCGGCUCUUUGCCCUGCACUACCACGGCUGCCUCGCGCUCGUCUUGGCGUCCAUGGCGCUGCUGCUCUCGGCGACCGUCGCCACCACGGGCGUCUUCGCCGCGACGAUCUUCCCGAUCGUGCUCUUCGCCGUCGUCCGCAUCAAGUUUGUGUACGCGGUCGCCACCGCGCUGCUGCAUUUCGCCGCGUAUGCCUACUGGACUCCGGCGCAGCUCAGCUGGUUUGGCGCGUACCUCGUGUUUGUGGCCGGCUUUGCGGCCAACGGCAGCUGGCGCACGCAGCGGGCGAUGCGCCGGGAUUUCCUGCAGAACCGAUUUCUUUUGCACGAGGAGGCCCGCGCGCUGCGCAUCUUGGACCACAUGCUGCCACGCCAUGUGAUGCGUAAGCUCGAGGCGAGCGAGCCCGUCAUCUCGGAGGCCGAGCCGUCCGUGACCGUCCUCUUCUGCGACGUGGUCGACUUUGGCCAGCUCCUCGAAGAGCACCCACCACCCCAUGUCGUACAGCUUCUCGACCACAUUUACUCCCUCUUUGACGAGCUCUGCUUCAAGUACAGUGUACAGAAGGUCGAGACGGUCGGGAAGACCUACAUGGCGUGCGCCGGCCUCCAAGAACACAAGCUGUCGACGCCGCCCGUGACGCCGCAUGCGCUACGCGCUGCGUGCUUAGCCACCGAGAUGCUCGAGCGCCUCCGCGCGUGCCAUUUCGACGAGCACGACCACGGGCUACGGCUGCGCAUUGGGCUGCACUCGGGGCGCGUCAUCACGGGGCUCGUCGGGAAGAAGAAGCAGCAAUUCUCGCUCUUCGGCGACACCGUCAAUACGGCGUCGCGCAUGCAGAGCAGUAGCAAACCCGGUCAGAUCCGCGUCUCAGAGGCCACGUACGCUUCUCUCACCCCCCACUUUGAGGCGACGUCCGAGAAGCUCCUCAUCAAAGGCAAGGGGGUAAUGGACACGUUCAUCUUGGGGGACCCGGCGUCCGACGCGGCGAGGGCCCUACUCUCGAUUAUCGGCCGUUCGAUGGACGAGACGGACAUGCUAUUGCAGCUCAGCGUUGUCGAGUGGCUCCAGUACGUUUUCCUUCCGAUGGCGAUCGCCCAGGCCGACGAAGACGCGAUGCAGUCCCACGUGCACUCAGUGUGGCUCACGUUUCACGACGCCGAGAUGGAAGCCAUCUACUUGCGCAAGGUCAUGGGGAAGCAAGCCACCGCCAUGCGCUGGACGCUCUCCGUUCUGAGUCUCUACAUGCUCUACGCCGUCGUGCGGGACGUCGGUCGAUCCAGUGGCAGCGACGACACGGCCGCGCUCAUCAGCAUGCGCCUCAUAUACCUCGUGGCGGCGGCCACGACUGUGGGUCUACUGACCUACUACCACGUCCAACUAAACUUUACGACGUCGACGACCGCCCGACGUCACCAAGUGCUCCUCGUACUGAGUCUUUUGCUCGCUCUCGCCGUUCUCGGCGGACCGCAAUUCCCGACACUGGAUGCACCGCUCGUCUUUGAGAUCGUCCAUCUCGACUGGCUCUUUGUGGCCUUUGUCGCGUCGAGUAGUGGGCUGCUCUUGCACGAGUUCACGCUGCUCCUCAACGGUCUCGUGCUCGGUGCGCAAGUGCUUUUGCUGCUUGUCUACAGCAGCGACAUUCUCCGCCAUGCGAACCCCCUUCUCUUCUCUAGCUUUGGUGUCGUCGCCAACGUUGUCGUUUCGCGCGGACUCGAGUUCUUUCGCCGGCGGCACGUGUGGCUGCAGACGCGCACCGAGGUCGAGACAGCCAAAGCCGACCACCUACUGUACCAGCGCCUCCCGCAGCGCGUCGUUUCCAAGCUCAAGACGGGCGAGUCGGUCUGCGAGACGCACCACGAGGUCGGCAUUCUCUUCUCCGACAUCCAGGGGUUUACGUCCCUCGCGUCGAAAGCGCAAACCGAGCAAGUGAUCCAGAUCCUCGAUUCACUCUUCGCGGCCUUUGACGUCCUCACCGAGACCCACGGAGUCUUCAAGAUGCAGACGAUUGGCGAUGCCUAUGUGAUCGUGUCGGGUCUACCCUACCCCGACAUGGGCCUCUCUACCACCGUGCCGUCGUGGGUGCAUACGUGUGCCAAGCGCCGCAUGUCCCUCGCCGAUAUUCGCCAGCUAAACCAAGAGCUUGCGUCGAGCUGCGAGCCAACGGCGGUGCGCACUGUGGCUGAGCCCCUGCACCACUUGCAACGGCUCAUCGAGAUGGGUCUCGCGAUGCAGCGAGAGGUGGCCAAGAUCUUUGACCCGACGAGCGGCGACCGCUUGCAGAUGCGCAUUGGCAUUCACGCUGGCUCGAUUGUCGGGGGCGUCAUUGGCACCACGACGCUACGCUACGACAUGUGGGGGCCGGACGUCCUCUUGGCGAAUGCGCUCGAAGCGAGCGGGAUCCCCGGCGGCCUCGUCGUGAGCAGCGCUGUCCGUGACGCGCUGACGUCACACGACGUCCCCAUGACGUACCACAAGACGAUUCAAAAGCACGUCGAGAUCUACGCGGUGCGCGCAGAGACGAGGAAGGAAGACUGGGUCGUGUCCCUCCACGAGUCCGAUCUGCGCAAAGCCAAACCCAAGUCUCUCACUGACGACCGCCGGUUCUCCAACUGAUGAUACCAAUGCGCGUGUUAAUGUCAAUAAUGCAAAGGGUUGCUGCUUGACGGCGACCCUCGGUGUGUGUGG